AUGGCGGCCUUUGUCUGUUCUUCCCCAAUCCUGCUCUACAAUCCUCCCACGAUUCGUCCACACCAGCGAUCCAGCAUCGUCACGAGAACCCUACGAACCGAUGGCGGCAGUAGCAGCAACGGAUUCAGCGAGGAUCCAGUGAGCGGCAAUAAUCCCAUCUCCACUCGACUGGAAGCGAGAAGGAUCGAUCUGCUGGAGCGAUUCCGGGAUUUGCCGCUCAAAGUGUUCUUGCUGCUGCUGGGAUUCUACUCGGCCAACGCCCUGGCGACGGUGCUGGGGCAAACAGGGGACUGGGACGUGCUGGUGGCCGCGAUCAUCGUGGCUGUGAUCGAAGGCAUUGGAUUUCUCAUGCAUAGGAUGCCGCCCGUGACGGAGAAGCUGCGAUUCCUGGUGAGAAUGCUCAAUUACUGGAAAGCUGGCCUCUCCUUUGGCCUCUUCGUCAAGAAGAGAAAAAACAGAACGAAACAGAGGAAGUUUUUUGGAAGCUAGAACCCUAAAAACAGAGGGGUACUUCCUGGAAUUCGAACCGGUGAC
Selaginella moellendorffii is the source of this 534-nucleotide messenger RNA. RefSeq lists its product as uncharacterized. The transcript has a single exon. NCBI's taxonomy places the organism in Eukaryota, Viridiplantae, Streptophyta, Lycopodiopsida, Selaginellales, Selaginellaceae. Bases 1 to 489 code for a protein of 162 amino acids. The record is from RefSeq and is a predicted model, not a curated record.